AUGCCUCAAAGUUUGACCGACGCCGUUCGAGAAUCCUUAAAGAAUACACUUCUUGUUAUGUUCACUGGGACGCAUGAUACUCCACCCCUCCUUGCCCGACCGCUAAGCCCCGAUGCAGCUGUGCCUUCUGAAAAUCAACCCUCCGAAUCUACCAGUGAGGAUCUUGCCCAGUUACUCUGGCGAAUUACAGAGCAACGUCUUUCAACCUUCCUUCCUGAUUUGAUGGAUCAACUAUUCCUGCCUUCUCUACCAUUAUCGCCACCGGUUGCGUUCGGCUUUGCACCAAAUGGUCCUGCCUCAGGACUCUCGAGCUCUCCAGUAAAUGGUCAAGACAUGACGCUGAAUGGCUGUGAAGCACGUGGGGCACAGACCACUAUGUCUUUGCCUGUAUGCACUAGUAUUGAGGAAAAUCAGCUUGACGCUGCAACUCAUUUGAAUAAUAUCCCUACUUUUCUCAAUCCUAACCCAAUAAUUCCUGAUGCAUUAAAAGCCAAUUGUAUCUCUAAUGAGCCGACUGAUUUGGCUUACCCAUCAGCUUAUUGCCCUCCUUGCGACUGUGCUGAUGCUUAUUUACCAACGGGUGAUGUCUUGAACUUGAUUAGUGAACCAGAUUCCAACCUCUCUGAAGUUCCAGAACCCAUCUCAGGGACCGCUUCAAUUUAUACCCCUGCAUCUUUGCCCUCCUCUAUAACCUUGAACGUAUCCUAUAACCAGUAUCAGGCCGACAAUUUUCCGCAACCCCUGCAUUCCACAUCAGUUUCGCAAGCAUCUCGUGUUUCUACGGUUUCCAGAAACGAAGUAGUUCCUGCCACCAUUGACGGUGCCACUCCAUUCCAUCCGUGUUUGCCUGGUGAUCCCACCAUCGUCCAACCUAUUUCCCUUUGCCCCCCCACUCCACCUAUUACUGAAUGUCCAUCGGAGGCUUUAACUAUUAUUCUUCCGGAUUCUAGAACAACGGUCUCUUCUCCGUCACAUCACGUAAUUCAUGAACUCUGA
This is a messenger RNA of Protopolystoma xenopodis, 996 nucleotides long. The record is from the annotation of a GenBank genome assembly. Lineage: Eukaryota; Metazoa; Platyhelminthes; Monogenea; Polystomatidea; Polystomatidae.